This is a messenger RNA of Cyanistes caeruleus (blue tit), 3011 nucleotides long. NCBI's taxonomy places the organism in Eukaryota, Metazoa, Chordata, Aves, Passeriformes, Paridae. The record is from RefSeq and is a predicted model, not a curated record.
UUAGUGAGAUUUUUCAUUAAUUUGCUAAAAUUGGAAUGUUUUUGAAGAGAUAAUACAACAAGCUUGGACAAUAAUAGAUCUUUUGUAUUUCAGGAGAAAAUGAAGUUCCAUCUGAAGAUGCCCUAAUACUACAACUGCAUCUCGCAAAAGGACAUGAGAAAUUCACUGAAAUGCUAAAAAGCCAACAGCAGAUCAUUGUUGAUUUGCAGCAAAAACUUGCUGAACAGCAGCAUGUGUUGGUUAGCCAGCAACGGGAGAUUCUUGAACAGCAAAGAAAAAUGUAUGAGCAAAUGGAUCUGAUCAAAGUCCAGUAUGGCAUGCUUUUUGAUACAGUGAAACAAAUGUCAUUUCAGAGUUUGCAAGAAGAUAUUCAAAAUUAUUUUGAAAGUCAUCUUCAUGGACUUCAAAACCAGGUCAGAAAUCAUCUCCAGAAGUCAUACUCUGUGGACAAAGUAGAAGUGGAUGCAAAAGUGAUUAAUGUUGGGGAGUCUUUGCUGGACUGUGGCCUUUGUGAAAGUGAUGAAUUUUGCAAUUUCCAAAAGACACCUUCACAAUGUGAAAAAUGCACAUUGUGUCCUGCUGGUUUUUUCCAAAUGACUGAGUGUUCUGCAAACUCUGAUCGGAUUUGCCAGGACAGAGAUGAGUGCACUGAAUCUCCAAGCAUUUGUGGUGAGAGGAUAAAAUGCCUCAAUACUCCAGGUGGUUUCCGAUGCCUUGGAAUUGCUGAGAAAGAUGCAGCUUUGGGAAUGUGUGGAGAGGAACAUUUCUUUAAUAAGGAAAUGCAGGAAUGCCAAGCGUGUUUAAAGUGUGAAGAUGGAGUGGUGGCUGUGCCUUGUUCUGCUGUCAGUGACACGGUUUGUUCAGCAGCCAGUGAAAACAAGCUCUCAGAGUCUUGGGCUGCAAACAUUGUUCUGCCCUCCGUAAAGUCUGGCAUCUCUCAGGUCUACUCUGGCUUGAGCUUGAAGAUCAAGGGAAAGCUUCCCUGUGAUAUCCUGUCCACUGAAGAGAGCAGCCUGGUAUUCAGGCAACAUGGUCUGUUGUGGACUGACUUAAAUUUUGCAGUAAAGCAUAACUGUAGGAACUUUUUGCAACUUUCCUUAAAGCUCAACGGCAGUGAGGAAGACUAUGAACUGAGCGGUGUUCGGAUCGAGCAGCCAGAAGGAAAGUAUUUCCAGAGCACUAGUUUAAGUAGUGCUGCUGAAGUGGAGCCCAGCCAAACUCUUUCUGUGUAUUUGAGGAGCCCUAAUCAAUUCUGCAAUCAAAGCAAAGACUUAAAUAUUUAUGAUCUUAAUACCCCGCUCAGUUUGUUUUGGUUGUCCCAUGACACAGGUGCCGUGGCACUCCGUGCGCAGAUGUCAACAGCGAUGCAUUACCAGACCAACUAUCGACCUACCUUUAAAAUAAUUUCUGUUUCUGACCCUUAUAUGCUAAGUUUGUCUCAUGAUGGCAGAGCUAUAAAGUUCACUGAAACUGGUGUUGUCAAAUUUGUGUUUCAUCAAGCAUUGUAUUCCAUGGGUCAUACGUGUGUCCGGGAGGGCUUCUCCUUAAUUUCUUACAUCAAUAGGAAUGGUACCAACAGAGAAUUAAUGAAUGUAUUUAAAUCUGGGGUAAAUUACAGAGACACAUCAAUAUCUGCUUCUGGGGCCACAAAGGUUGGUGCUGGAGAUCUGGUUAGCUUUGAGAUACUUUCUCCUGCACAGUGUAAUGUUCGCUAUUUUGGAGAUAGUUCUGGAAUUAGUAUGUUUAGCCUCAUCUGGAUCCCUUCAGCAGUUUCUAGUGCCAUAUCAGCCACAGUUUCUGUUACAGCUCUGCCUACUGGAGCUGUGAGGAACAAACUACUGGAUUUCACACAGGUCUCUUCCAAUGAGAAACAGAUACAACUGGUCUCUUCUGGACAGCUUGCUCAGAAGUAUUUUAUUUUUACUGAAAAGGGAGUUGCCAGCAUUGCGUUUAACUUAAAGCUAAUCCAUUCCUGCAAUGUGCUCAAAGUGACUCUCAAUCAGCUGACCACGGAUCACAUGCAGCCCACUGCAGUUGCUCAGCAGAUUGGAGGUCAGAUGCCAGAGGGAAGCAUAUGGACCAGCGUGUCCCUCCGUGCAUCUUUUGAAGUACAUAAUGGAACAUUGGUAUCAGUUUCUCUUGACUGUGUGCGUGGAAGGAUCAAUCAGAUCACUCAUGAACAUGGAACCAGUAUAUCUAUUUUAUGGAUUUCAUCUUAAUUUCUGUGCAGUGAAGUUAGCAUGGAAUUGGGAUUUCAAUUGUAUUUGGAAUCUACUCUGAUUCUAUACAUAUUUGACACUAUACUGUGUCGACUUGAGCGGAUAAUCCCACAGAAUGCUUUCAAUUUUAGGAAUAUUUAAAUAUAAUCUUAACUGAAUGAUCACUAUUUAAAGAAAGCAAGAGCUUUCAGUCAGGAUUUUAAUUCUGCUACCAUCUUCAGACAGGGGAAUGUCAAACUCCCUUAUUUUUAAUAAAACAGCCUCUUAAAAUUGAUUAUUUCUGGACCACAAAAAAUUGCAACUGAGGGUAAAUAGCGUUUAGUACUGUAACUGAAAGCAGCAUAGUCAAAUAAUUUAAACCUUUCAUUUGCUUUCAUAUGCUUUCAUUUUUUUCAUGCAACAGGCUAAUAAAAAGACUAAAUGUACUUUGAGGCUAAUUUGUCUACAUCAUACAAAAUGUUGUGCUUUCCAUGAAGGGAGAGAACAUGCUUCAAAUAGGUGAUAAUGUGGCAACACUGGAGUAUACAUUCUUAAUAUUGUGGAAAGGGACUGGGUCAAAAAUAGAAUAUUGUUUUUACAACAAAAACAGUGGAACUAAUGAUGGCUCUAAUUUCAUUUGGAAGUAAUCUGCAUUUAAUAAUUUAGGAAGGCUUUUCUCUGUUUUUAGUUUUGCCAGUGAAAAGUUGCAGAAUGAGGAGGAAGGGGGUCUAUUCUAACAAGAAAGAGUAUAUAGGCAAAAAGAAGCAAGUACUGAAAGAAUGUAUUGAAAAUUAGACUUCGGAAAAUUAAGCA